AGCAACCGAAACCAAUGGCAGUAAACAACAUGGCAGCGUACACGCUGGACGGAGUGCGGCAGCUCUUGCAGCGGGUCGUAAGCAGCGGAACGUUCACGAGGCACUUCGAAGCGGUCCGUAUCGUUUCGGCAGGGGAUGGAAAAUGCACCGCAGAAGUCACGGUCAACGAGAACAUCCUCAAUAACCUUGGAACUAUGCAGGGGAGCUUCUCGGCCAGCCUAGUCGACGUGAUUAGCACCUACGCGCUCCUGACGCUACGCGACGUGCGCAACGUCAGCGUAGACAUGAACAUGAGCUACGUCGACAAGGCAGUGCUCGGGGACAUGGUGUUGGUGGAGGCGACGACCACAAAGGUGGGCAGAAGCACAGCCUUCCUCACCGUGGACAUCCGCAACAAGAAGACGGGCAGACUGCUUGUCAAAGGCCUGCACACCAAGCAUCUGCUCAACAACAUGGACUACCUGGGGAACAAGCUGGAAAGCGGCGCCACGCCGGCCGCCUCUUCUAAGGCGUGAUGGACACCUCGCCCGCCCCUGCUGUUCGACUUGUUUAUAUUUCGAUAUAGCCGCAAUGUUGUUUGGUACAGAAAUAAAUUUGGCAAAAAAGACUAUCGUCAGUGUCA
This is a messenger RNA of Rhipicephalus sanguineus (brown dog tick), 622 nucleotides long. Its product is annotated as acyl-coenzyme A thioesterase 13. The transcript is spliced from 3 exons. The record is from RefSeq and is a predicted model, not a curated record. Bases 15 to 515 code for a protein of 166 amino acids. Gene Ontology annotation, molecular function: fatty acyl-CoA hydrolase activity. Lineage: Eukaryota; Metazoa; Arthropoda; Arachnida; Ixodida; Ixodidae.